AUGCCUCCCCCUUUCCGAUCCCUUGCCCGGUCCUCAGCAUCAACUUCUCUUGGGCAGUGCCCUCCCUGUUUUCCUCUCCCUUUCCCCCUGUCCUCCUCUCCCUUUCCCCCUGUCCUCCUCUCCCUUUCCCCCUGUCCUCCUCUCCCUUUCCCCCUGUCCUCCUCUCCAUUUCCCCCUGUCCUCCUCUCCCUUUCCCCCUGUCCUCCUCUCCCUUUCCCCCUGUCCUCCUCUCCAUUUCCCCCUGUCCUCCUCUCCCUUUCCCCCUGUCCUCCUCUCCCUUUCCCCCAGUCCUCCUCUCCCUUUCCCCCUGUCCUUCUCUCCCUUUCCCCCUGUCCUCUCCCUUUCCCCCUGUCCUCCUCUCCCUUUCCCCCUGUCCUCCUCUCCCUUUCCCCCUGUCCUCCUCUCCCUUUCCCCCUGUCCUCCUCUCCAUUUCCCCCUGUCCUCCUCUCCCUUUCCCCCUGUCCUCCUCUCCCUUUCCCCCUGUCCUCCUCUCCCUUUCCCCCUGUCCUCCUCUCCCUUUCCCCCUGUCCUCCUCUCCCUUUCCCCCUGUCCUCCUCUCCCUUUCCCCCUGUCCUCCUCUCCCUUUCCCCCUGUCCUUCUCUCCCUUUCUCCCUGUCCUCCUCUCCCUUUCCCCCUGUCCUCCUCUCCCUUUCCCCCUGUCCUCCUCUCCCUUUCCCCCUGUCCUCCUCUCCCUUUCCCCCUGUCCUCCUCUCCCUUUCCCCCUGUCCUCCUCUCCCUUUCCCCCUGUCCUUCUCUCCCUUUCCCCCUGUCCUCCUCUCCCUUUCCCCCUGUCCUCCUCUCCCUUUCCCCCUGUCCUCCUCUCCCUUUCCCCCUGUCCUCCUCUCCCUUUCCCCCUGUCCUCCUCUCCCUUUCCCCCUGUCCUCCUCUCCCUUUCCCCCUGUCCUUCUCUCCCUUUCCCCCUGUCCUCCUCUCCCUUUCCCCCUGUCCUCCUCUCCCUUUCCCCCUGUCCUCCUCUCCCUUUCCCCCUGUCCUCCUCUCCCUUUUCCCCAGUCCUCCUCUCCAUUUCCCCCUGUCCUUCUCUCCCUUUCCCCCUGUCCUUCCCUCCCACCUUUCCUCCCCCUCUCUCACAUCCCUUCCCUUUCCUACUGUCCUCUCCCACCAUUCACGCUUCUCUCAGCCAUCCCUUUCCCCCCUCCCCUGCCCCUCGCCUUUCCCCACUACCGUCCCUUCCCUUUCCACGACGUUCUCUCGUUCGCGACAUUCGCCUUGGAUGUUUUCAUCGCAACACAACUUACACACUCGCUAGCCAAUUGA
Molecule: messenger RNA, 1275 nt
Organism: Closterium sp. Naga37s-1
Lineage: Eukaryota; Viridiplantae; Streptophyta; Zygnematophyceae; Desmidiales; Closteriaceae
Source: the annotation of a GenBank genome assembly